Lethenteron reissneri (Far Eastern brook lamprey) is the source of this 7532-nucleotide messenger RNA. Its product is annotated as kinesin-like protein KIF3B. The record is from RefSeq and is a predicted model, not a curated record. Gene Ontology annotation, cellular component: microtubule. Lineage: Eukaryota; Metazoa; Chordata; Hyperoartia; Petromyzontiformes; Petromyzontidae. Gene Ontology annotation, biological process: mitotic cell cycle; microtubule-based movement. Gene Ontology annotation, molecular function: microtubule binding; microtubule motor activity; ATP binding.
UAGCUACCAUGGCGGAGCGAGUACAGGGCGGGCCGCUAGUCUUACCGUCGCGUUGGUGAUGUUCGUGCAAAUGUAUUUUUAUGAUUAGAAACAAAUACGGGAAUCAAAAUGUGAUAUUAAUGCUCGUGUGUAUCAAAAGACGACGACGAGGGACCAAGCGUGCGCCGUCAAGAGCUCUCGACGGCUGAACGGGAGAUAUCUUGCACCGCGUUACAGACUGGAGUUGCUCACCCUGCCAUCGCCAGGCCACCAGCAGCGUGGCCUCAACCGACCCCACCACCGCCACUCUUUCCUGACCUUUAUCACUACCGCCACUACUGCCCAGUCUUUACAACCACCACUGCCUCAAUCCCUUAACUCUGUCACAACCACCAGCAUAACACCACAACGACCACCACCUUUCCUCGCCCACGAGAAUCUCCCAUCACCUCACCUGAAGUGACCUUUCUCUCCACCACUGCUACCACCACCACAAUUGUAUUUCCUCUCUCACCACAACCACAUCCCCUGUCCUUGCUUUUCCCAAUACAUCCAUUCUCCUUCUUUUCUCCACCUCUCUGUUCCACCACUACCACCUCAACUGCCUUCCGGUACCACCCCCUCCAUCACUUCGACCAUCUUCUGUCUUUCACCUCAGUACCACCCUCUACCAGCAGCAGCAGCAGCAGCACCACCACUGUGAUCUAUCUUCUCCCUUGCUACCUCCCACUCCCACCCUCCUCCCUCUCCACACUACCUGGCGGCCAUGUCUCGCGCCAAGAGCGCCGAGACGGUGCGCGUGGUGGUGCGGUGCCGCCCGAUGAACCCGCGCGAGUCGGCGGCAUCGUACGAGAGCGUCAUCACCAUCGACGUACGCGCCGGGCAGGUGGCGAUCCGCAACCCGCGUGCCAACGCCGACCCAGUGCGCACGUUCACGUUCGACGCGGUGUACGGCGGCGAUGCCAAGCAGCUGGACAUCUAUGAGGAGAGCUUCCGGCCACUCGUCGACUCGGUGCUGUGCGGGUUCAAUGGCACCAUCUUCGCGUACGGGCAGACGGGCACCGGCAAGACCUAUACGAUGGAGGGCGUGCGCUCCGACCCAGAGCGCCGAGGCGUCAUCCCCAACUCCUUCGAGCACAUCUUCACACACAUCUCCCGCUCGCAGAACCAACAGUACCUGGUGCGCGCCUCCUACCUGGAGAUCUACCAGGAGGAGAUCCGCGACCUACUCUCCCGCGACCAGUCACGGCGGCUGGAGCUGCGCGAGCGCCCCGACACGGGCAUCCACGUCAAGGACCUGUCGUCCUUCGUGACGAAGAGCGCGCGGGAGAUUGAGCACGUGAUGGGCAUCGGCAACCAGAACCGCUCGGUGGGCGCCACCAACAUGAACGAGCACAGCUCGCGCUCGCACGCCAUCUUUGUCAUCACGGUGGAGUGCAGCGAGCUGGGCGCCGACGGCGAGAGCCACAUCCGCGUCGGCAAGCUGAACCUCGUCGACUUGGCCGGCAGCGAACGGCAGGCGAAGACGGGGGCGCAGGGCGAGCGGCUCAAGGAGGCGACCAAGAUCAACCUGUCGCUGUCGGCGUUGGGCAACGUCAUCUCGGCGCUGGUGGACGGCAAGAGCACUCACGUGCCGUACCGCGACUCGAAGCUCACACGCCUCCUGCAGGACUCGCUGGGCGGGAACGCGCGCACUGUCAUGGUGGCCAACGUGGGGCCCGCGUCGUACAACUACGACGAGUCGCUCACCACGCUGCGCUACGCCAACCGCGCCAAGAACAUUCGCAACCGCCCACGCGUCAACGAGGACCCCAAGGACGCGCUGCUGCGCGAGUUCCAGGAGGAGAUCGCGAGACUCAAGGAGCAGCUGGAGAAACGGGGGCGUCGGCGGAGGAGGAGGAGGAGGUGGAGGAGUCGGGGUGGGCGGUGGCGGCGGCGGAAAGAAGAAGAGGAGGGGAGGGAGGAAGAGACCCGGGGAAGGGACGAGGAGCAGCGCCUGGUGGAGCGCCGCCAGCAGCUGGAGCGUGAGAGGCAGAGCAUCCUGGACGACCAGAGCCUGCUGGCCGGGGAGCGCGAGCGACUCAUCCGCGACACCGAGCUCAAGAUGGACGACCUCAAGCACCAGCAGGAUGCGCGGGACUCACUCGCCACUAAGAUCAAGGCGAUGGAGAGUAAACUGCUGGUCGGCGGGAAGAACAUUGUGGACCGGACAAAUGAGCAGCAGAAGGUUUUGGAACAGCGCAGGCAGGAGAUAGCUGAGCAGUCUCGGCGCGAGCGGGAAAUCCAGCAGAAGAUGGAGGCUCGUGACGAGGAGACGCUGGAGCUCCGGGAGACGUUUACCACGCUGCAGCAGGAGGUCGAGAUGAAGACCAAGAAGUUAAAAAAGCUGUUUGCGAAGCUGCAGGCCAUUAAGUCGGAGAUCACCGACCUGCAGGAUGAGCACAGCAAGGAGCGGCAGGAGCAAGAGCAGUCUCAGAACGAGUUCACGCGGGAACUUAAGCUCAAGUGUCUCAUCAUCGAGAACUUCAUCCCUCCCGAGGAGAAGACGAAACUGAUGAAGAGGGUUUUCUUCGAUGAGGAUGAAGAGCAGUGGAAACUGCAGCCGCUGAUUCGCUCGCAGGGGGAGCAGCAGAUGAUGCAGCGGCCUGCAUCAGCCGUCGGAUAUAAGAGACCCAUUUCCCAGCAUGCCCUGGACUCAUCAGUCAUCGUUCCAAACCCUCGUUACCGGGCGGUGAACGUGGCGUCGCUGGAGCUGGACCCCCCUCACCGCACGACGCGCGACUACGAGGGCCCGGCCGUGGCGGCAAGCGUGCAAGCCGCGCUGGACGCCGCGCUGCUGCAGGAGGCCGACAUCCACGUGGACGCCGGCGCCUCGUACGGCCUCGCCGACCUCGCCGGUGCCGCCACGGGCACCAGCGGCAGCGCUUCCUUGCGCAGGAGGGACCGGGCGAGGCCCAAAACGGCGAAGAAAUCUCCGUCUCCGAGCGGCCAUCCUCCCCCCUCGCAGCUUUACCCACAACCCCGGGGGCUCGUGCCCAAAUAAGGGCGUGCGUGCGGUCAAGUUAUGGGGUCAAGCACAGGCAGGGAGAGAAUAGAAAUUUGACGGACUCUUGUCGACCUAACGUGUCUCCGCUCGCGCAGCCGAGGGUCGCCUUUACUUUUAACUUUGCUUUCACGCUUCUAAUUGAACGUGAACCAUGAAAAAGCUGUCAGGUGGCUGCGCGGGUGGCUCAGUUGGUCCAUAAUGGCUUUGUCGGGGGGGGGGGGGGGGGGGGUGGUAACUGAGCCGGCAAUGCUGAGAGAUCCUGGGACGCAUCUCUGUCAGGGGGUGAGAGUGAUUUUGGUCCGUAACGGUCACAUUUCGAUUAUCAAGCUCGAGAUACAGAGCAUACGUAGAAUCGCGUGUUCAAGAAUCGAUUGUACUUGAGUGCUUAUGCGUUGUAUGUAAUGGGUUCGCAUGACCCCCUGCAACCACUAGGGGUGAGGCAAUGCACCACAGUGUUAAAAGAAAAAUAAUUGAUUGUCAGGUUGAAUUUGUGAUCCUGAAUUGUGACACUUAGUGGAAUUUACAUGUGGGGGUGAAUUGUUACAACACCCCAUUGAGCUGGCACCAUUGAGAUCCUGGGUGUGUGUGUCUAUUUCUCACGGGAUUCAUCAGAAUCUGAAUAUUUAUACUGGAGGAAUUCGAUGAGCUAUAAAGCUCUUUUUCACAGAUGUCCAGUAGGAGCAUGGGGCAAGAACUUUGAACAACCAACAAUACAAAAAUGGCCAUGUCGGAGCCAUUGAGUGGACCCACCACUGACAUUGCGAGUUCAAAUCUGGGUUUCUCGGCCACCCAUGAUUGCAGCACGCUCCUCGAGCAUUAACGAGUCUGACUCAACCCAGUCCCCAAUGACUGCACAUACAUACACACAAAAAAGAAAACCCUCAAUCAGAUUUAGCGUUUCACAUACACCCGCCCAGCCCAUGCGUCGAGGGGUUAAAAUUUGUAAAUAUUUCUGAUGGUAGACACGAGGCUUCCCCAACCGUUGUACUCACAAACACGCCUACCCCUACCGUAGCCUAAUCUUAGCCGGAAAUCUGAGCAUUUGUCCUUUUAAGUCUUUGGAAACACUUUUGUCCAUUCCGUGAUGUCCACUAUCAUUUGUGGGAUGGUCCUGGAAAGACUUGAUAACCCACUCGAAUAUCAUUGUUCAGAGAGUAGUUGAGCAGAUUUGAGUGAGUGGAUGAUUACGUUCAUCGUGAGGAGAGGAUACAACAAAAACUAUCGAAAGUGGAUUGUAAAGUGUUCCAAAGAAGCCAGCAUGGGUUGCCAUCAUAAAUAUCUCCAAGUGGGUUAUCAAUUUUCCAUUUUUACAGUACAUCCCUCAUUUUAAGUAAUCGUCUUUUUUAAUUAGGCAAGCGGAAUGCCCUUAACAUCAGUCAUCUUUUGCAAUAACUGGACGUCAGGGACAACAGCGUGUACUUCCUUUUGUACGUUGGAUAGUAAUUUUUCGAAUGACACUGGCGUGCGCUGGUCUGCGCGCGUGCGAGUAACUACGUCACAGGGUCUUUUGCAAUUCCUUUUCAUGGCAGCCGUCGCGCUGUGGUUAUCAACUAUUUCAGUCGCGCGGUAAUAAUACACCGAGGAGCAGUCGCGGGCCUUCUGAAACUGAAACAGUGCUCCGUUUUUAUACCGGUACUACUUUUCCCUCAUCAGCACUACUGCUGCCCUGCUUCGCAGCAGCUCCAGAGCGAUAGCUCUCCGAUGCGUUUUCGGGUUGUUCCCGCGCCGUUGUUCAGCGUAACGUCCAACGGUUCACUCCAGGUGCUGGGAGCUUCUGCAGGAACUCGAUUCGGUGCCUAAACGGAAGGGAUCUUAAAUUUCGAUUUAAAGCUUUCGUGACUGCAGGGAUUCAUCUUCUUGGUUCUUUCGGUAAAGUCACGUAGAAGGAAAAUAAUAAAGUAAUAAAAAGUAAUUAUAUUAUUUUCUUAUGUUUUAUUUUUAUUACUUUCCUUCUACGUGACUUUACCGAAAGAACCAAGAAGGAAGGGAUCUUCCUGACAAAGCUCGAAGCAAUUAGCUGAAUUCAGUUCCCGAGGAAGCUCGCAGCACGUGGAGGGGAACGUCGGACGUCGUGCCAGACAACGUAUGAUGUUGCGGCCCAAAAUCGCUCCGGAGAGUUGUGCAGCACAAUUGCAAAAGCCUCCCGCUGUCGCAGUCCUGGAAUUCCCUACUGCUGCCGCCCUCUUGAACAGCUAUCCCAGAAUUCCUUACGAGUACCGUCGAGUGAUCCUCUAACCCAACUGGCUACCAUUUGAUUUUCCUGGCUGCUCUAAAGUGGCACGGGGAAAAUGUUCUUCAUAUUCAGGUCGACAAAAGUCGCAAAUGUUUUGUAAUGCCUAUUUCGUGGUAAAUGCCUGUGUCACGCUAGGUUUUACUGGUACCAAAAUUGUCACAAAUCUUUGCCCCCCCCCAUUAGCAGUGAUUGUUAAUGUCUUCGUGCAUCUAUUAACAAAACAGGCAAACGACUUAGCUGCUGCAUUGUUAAGAGAUCAUCGAUUUAGCCGCUGCCAGUUAGUAGUGGUAGUGGUACAGCUUGCUGAAUUUUUGCGUUACUGGCACAGACAGUUCAGUCCUCACAAGCUAUUACGCGGCGCCAGUAGUAGCAACUCGUAAUCCCAUCUUGGCGAGCUGGCUGGAUGGUUCACAGGGCUUAUAAUGGCCAUCUCAGUGCACUGAGCGAGCACCGCUAAGAUCCUUGGUUUGAGAUUAAGCCUAUGUUUGUGCAGAGCAAGACUGGGGCUCUCGACUAAUUAUUCCACAAAAAUAAACUGUCAUGCAAAUGUAGCAUGGAAGAGUAGGCCAAUUACCCACUGGGGGGGGGGGGGCGGGGCUCUAGCCCUCUCGUGGAGGCCCAUCCGCCAGCAGUGGCAUGAGCAAAGCAAUUCUACGGCUGCUCCUUUACCGUACGCGUGCACACAGCUUUCCACUUAAUUCAGUCCAGCUGAUCAUUGAGGGCUGAAAUGUGCAAAUAUAUGGGACGAGUGACACACGGUGAUGCGCUGUUUACAGAUCGUGAAGGUGCGCCGACUAGUGUGUUGGAUAAGAGAGGCUUCUGCGCGAUGUGACGCCUUUUGAAGUGGCUUGGUAGUGUCAACUUUCGGGGCCCAUUCCCUUAGGGGCAGUGUUCUUCACUAAUUUUCGGAGAGGGGAGGGCGGGGGGCACUUUCGCCGAUAAGAGAUAAGUCUGAGGUCCACCACACCACCUGUAAGGAGUGUUUUCAAAUGUGUGUAUUUGUCGGAGGGGGGGAGGUGGGGGCGCACGUCAGGGGCCGCACUAAAGGCCACCUGAGGGAGCCAGUGGCCCGCGGGCUUGGCAAUGAAGAACACUGCCUUAGGUGAUGACACGAAGAUUUUGCCGCCUGUAGGAGUCGCCAGAAUGGGGGAGGGGGGUGUUUUCCACAUACCUCAACUGUCGACAGCGCGAUUGGGAUGUAAUUGGUAGGAAAAAAUAUAUAUCUGAAGUUAAAUGAGCUAUAAUGAUUGGACAGGUUAGGUUUACCAAAAACAAUUAUCCCUUAGAUUUAUGUAGCUGAGAAUCCGAUUUAUGAUAACAGAGUAAUUUACCCGUACGGUAUAGAACCUAUAUCAUCCGAUACAAAACCUUAAUCUCAUCCGAUACAGAACUCUUGUCUCGGCUGAUAAAGAACCCUUGUGUCAAUCGACACAGAACCCUCCUUUUAUAAAAGGCUGCCUUAGUUUGGCUCGUGCAUUGUCUGCCAAUUCCGCUUAAUGUACAGUUACAUAACUCAAAAAAUCUUAAGAGAACGCACUAUAUUAAAUAACACUAAAGAUUAUACACCACUGCUGUUAUGGCGACCAGUUUACGAUUUAAUGUCGCCUCUUAUCCAACUUUAGUCAAGUAAGGCUUAGCUUAUUUGAUUCGGUGUAAUACACGUGCAAAUAUAUAUGAAUCAUACGCAGUGGAUUGGUUUGUAAGGCUGUUACUCCGAUUAGCACGGUUGGCUACAUACGGUGCGAAAGAAGGUCACCGUACAUAACAUACAUUGCGUAAGGCGUCACUAACCUUUACUUCAACACGGCUUACUUUACAAACGUUAUAAGGGUAACAUUUGUGGCCAUAAAUAUACAAAUGGAUGCCCUUUCUGCCAGCAGUCGUGUGAGCAGGCAAGCCAUUGCAGGGCUAACACUUUAUAAACUGUUAACACCACUAGCAGAUUUGCUCUUGGAAUUUCGUACCCUCUGUUUCCACCUAAAUAUUUAUUAUAAAAUAAAAUGAAUACACUUGCGUUGGUGUCGUGAGGAGUCGUGUAAGAAAUUGGGUUGUUAUUAAUGGUUAAAGUAACAAAAAUACAGUUUUAAUCGAUUAAUUUAGAGCCGGUUAUAUUUAUUAAGAGUGUUUUCUGUUGAUUUUUGUAAUGUGCGUCAGCAUGUUUGUGACAGAUUCCGGAUUGACGUAUAUAUAUUUUUGUAGAUUCACGUUUGGGAAAUGCACGCUGCUACUGAUCUAUUAAUUGGCAAAUAAACGGAUGUUUUUGUUUUGCCUUAA